AUGGGAAGCAGAGAUCUCAAGAGCGACAAGGGAACCAACCCGAUCAACCCGGAGUACGGCGCACCCCCGGGCUCAGUCCGAGCGCAAAAGAGAACUCCCCAACAUGAUAUCCACAUGAUUAUCGGAGGGGUUGAGGAUCCCCAAUGCCAUAUGUCCAAGCGGACAAAAACAUCCGUUAUAGAAGGAUCCACCCAGAAGCUCUUACCCAAAGAAACCCUCAUAUUCACCGAGGAGGACCUUGAGGCCAUGGGAGAACCACAUAAUGACGCUCUGGUAAUCUCAUUUCUCUUAAACAACACAAGGAUAAAGCGCGUGCUUGUGGACCCGGGCAUCUUGACCAACAUAUUCAGGUCAGGAGUGAUAGAACAGCUGGGAUUGCUCAGUCAGAUUAACACCAUCCCUCGAAUCCUCCAUGGUUUCAACAUGACCGGGGAAGAAAUGAAAGGAUAA
This is a messenger RNA of Nicotiana attenuata, 450 nucleotides long. RefSeq lists its product as uncharacterized. The transcript has a single exon. NCBI's taxonomy places the organism in Eukaryota, Viridiplantae, Streptophyta, Magnoliopsida, Solanales, Solanaceae. The coding region runs from base 1 to 450 and encodes 149 amino acids. The record is from RefSeq and is a predicted model, not a curated record.